Molecule: messenger RNA, 1746 nt
Organism: Linderina pennispora
Lineage: Eukaryota; Fungi; Kickxellomycota; Kickxellomycetes; Kickxellales; Kickxellaceae
Product: TPR-like protein
Exons: 3
Coding region: 1-1746 (581 amino acids)
Molecular function (GO): protein binding
Source: RefSeq, a predicted model, not a curated record
AUGUCGGAAGCUCCUGUUGACAAGUCUGCACAACAAUCGGCGUCGCUGCUCGAGAAGCUGAAUCUGAGCGAACGGAGCUGGAAGUUCUACGCUGCGGCAGCUAUUCCGCCAGCAGUCGUGGCAGGCCUUGCGCUCUGGUACUACUCGUCGGGCAGCCCCAAGGCCGAGCCCAAGAAGGAUGAGAAGAAGAAGAGGAAGAACAGGAAGAACAAGAAGUCGUCCAAGUCGGCUGCUGAGCAGGGUACCCCGAAGGAGGCUGCUGCUGAGGCCGAGGACGUCAAGGCAUCGACAACCACCGUAGGUGGCGACGAGGAGAGUCCCGAGAAGCUGACAGACGCGCAGAUCGCGGCGCUCGACAAGGAGGCGAAGAAGAAGCUGGCGCAGUCGCUGAAGACGCGUGGCAACAAGUUCUUCAUGGCGAAGCGGUUCCCAAAGGCAAUUGAGAUGUACACGCAGGCUCUGCGGUUCGACGAGGACCCGGUGUUCCUCUCGAACCGCGCUGCGUGCUAUGCGGCGAGCGAGGAGAACGACAAGGUGAUCGAGGACUGCACGAGAGCGCUGGAGCUGGAGCCGCGCUACGUCAAGGCUCUGAUGCGCCGGGCGCAGGCAUACGAGAACAUUGAUCGGUUCCGCGACUCGCUGUACGACUUCACGACCGCAUGCAUCCUGGAGGACUUCAAGAACAACCUGGCGUCGACGUCUGCUGAGCGGGUGCUGAAGAAGCUGGCCGACGCGAGCCGCGGACUCCCGUCGGUGUCGUUUAUUAGCGGGUACCUGAACUCGUUCCGCGACAACGGCACGGUGGCCGAGGGCGAGGAGCUGAGCGAGGCGGAUGCGCUGUACAAUGCGGCGCUGGAGCUUAUUGCUGAGCAGCAGUACCAGAAGGCGAUUGAAGCGGUGCCUGAGGGCGUGCAGCGCGCCGACGACAUCUACAGUCUGCGCGGCAUGUUCAACUUCCUGAAGAGCAACCUGGACCAGGCCAUCGCUGACCUGGACAAGGCCCUCGAGAUCAACCCGAAGCACGUGCGCAGCUUCCUGCGCAAGGCGAACCUGUUCACGGAGAAGAAGGAGCUGGACGAGGUUCAGCGCCAGCUGGAUCUUGCAGCGGCUACGGACGCCGAGAACGCCGAGGUGUUCUUCCAGAAGGGCCAGGUGCACUUCCUCAAGCAGGAGUUUGCUGAGGCUGCGGCGGACUACACGAAGGCGGCCGAGCUCGACGAGAACUUUGUGUACCCGCGCAUCCAGCUGGGCGUGGUGCAGUUCAAGGUGGGCCAGAUUGAGGAGGCCAUGCGCACGUUCAACGCGGCAAUGGACAAGUUCCCGACGCGCAGCGACCUGUACAACUACUAUGGUGAGGUGCUGGCCGAGCAGGGCGGCUCUGACAGCGCCAUCAAGGCGUUCGAGAAGGCUGUGGAGCUCGACAGCAAGAACCCGCUGCCGUACGUGAACCAGGCCAUUGCGCUGUUCCAGUCGUCGGGCGACGCUGACAAGGCACUGACGCUGAUCCGCGACGCGCUCAAGGUCGACUCCGAGUGCGAGCUGGCGGUGGCGGCGCUGUCGCAGAUCUAUCUGCAGCUGGGCAUGUUUGAGGAGAGCCUGGCCAUGCUGCGCCGGGCUGUCGACCUGGCCAAGUCGGAGGAGGAGAUGAUCUCGGCCAUCACCUUCCGCGAGACCACCGCUGCCCAGUUCCGCUUCAUGCGCGAGCACCCGGAGCUGCUGUCCAAGAUGAUGGGCGCCAUGAUGUAA